AUGCAUUCUCUAGACUGUAUUCUCGCCAUCUUGGCGACGGCGUCCCACGUAGCUGCGGUCCCUCGCGUCUCCCGUGUCCGUGAGAGCCCGUCAUCACCGGUCCAAAGAUACCUUGGCCCGCCAACGUCCUAUGUUUAUAACCAAACUCGCGCCGAUGCUGUGAAGCAGACUUUCCAGAUCUCCUGGGACGGAUACUACCAAUAUGCCUUCCCUGGUGACUCUUUGCUGCCUGUCUCAAACACGUUCGAGAAUGAUCGCAAUGGCUGGGGUGCCAGCGCGAUUGAUGCGCUCAGCACAGCACUGAUUCAGGGCAACACUGAGGUUGUCAAUCAGAUCCUGGACUUUGUGCCCACCAUUGACUUCAGUGUCAGCUUCAACGACACUGAAGUGUCUUUGUUUGAGACUACCAUCAGGUAUCUUGGUGGCCUCCUAUCCGGCUAUGACCUUCUCAAGGGACCUUUCUCAACCUUCGUGAAUGACACGAGCAAGAUUGAGCCCCUGCUGGAACAGGCCAAGAACCUGGCUGAUAACCUCAAGUUCACUUUUGACACACCUACUGGCAUCCCGGACAACAGCCUCUUCCUUGACCCUCCCAGGAUUGGGAAUUCGACCUCCAACGGUGUUGCAACCACCGGCACGCUCAUCCUGGAGUGGCAGCGUCUGUCUGACCUGACAGGCGACCCCUCGUACGGCGAGCUUGCGAAGAAGGCGGAGUCGUAUCUGAUCAACCCUCUCAACCCGGAGCUGGGUGAGCCGUUCCCUGGUCUCAUCGGCACCGACAUAUCGAUCAGCAACGGCUCGUUCCUGGACUCUAAGGGAGGCUGGACGGGAGGUACGGACAGCUACUACGAGUACCUGAUCAAGAUGUACUUGUACGACCCCGAAACCUUCGCGGAUUACAAAGACAAGUGGGUGGAGGCCGUCGACAGCAGCAUCGAGUACCUGGCGAGCCAUCCGACCAGCAGGCCCGACCUGACGUUCUUGGCUUAUUACCGCAAUAACACAGAGACUGGCAUUGUUUACCUCUCGCAGCAUCUCGCGUGCUUCGAUGGCGGCAACUUCAUCCUGGGCGGUCUGACGCUCAACGAGCCGUCGUACAUCGACUUCGGGCUCGAGCUGGUGGCGGGCUGCCGCGAGACGUACGUGCAGACGGCGACCAAGAUCGGGCCCGAGACGUUCCGCUGGCUGGGCGAGAAGUCGCCGGCCAACGCGACCGUGCCGCCGGGGAACGAGACCUUCUACGAGCGCGCGGGCUUCUACAUCGACAGCGCCGACUACGUCCUGCGGCCCGAGGUCAUCGAGAGCUACUACUACGCGUACCGCGCCACCGGCGACACCAAGUACCAGGAGUGGGCUUGGGAGGCGUACCUCGCCAUCAACGAGACGUGCCGCGCCGGCAGCGGGUACAGCGCCAUCAACGACGUCAACGUCCCCGGCGGCGGCGGGUUUGCCGACUUCCAGGAGAGCUUCUGGUUUGCCGAGGUGCUCAAGUACAGCUACCUGAUCCAUGCUGAGGACGCUCCAUUCCAAGUCAAGGCAGACCACACGAAUGAGUACGUGUACAACACCGAAGCUCACCCCGUUCGGAUCCCUGGCGGGGAGAGCACGGCGCGAUAG
Molecule: messenger RNA, 1617 nt
Organism: Diaporthe citri
Lineage: Eukaryota; Fungi; Ascomycota; Sordariomycetes; Diaporthales; Diaporthaceae
Exons: 5
Coding region: 1-1617 (538 amino acids)
Biological process (GO): carbohydrate metabolic process; N-glycan processing
Cellular component (GO): Golgi membrane; endoplasmic reticulum
Molecular function (GO): mannosyl-oligosaccharide 1,2-alpha-mannosidase activity; calcium ion binding
Source: RefSeq, a predicted model, not a curated record